This is a messenger RNA of Theobroma umbraticum, 1098 nucleotides long. RefSeq names its product Mnd1 family protein (gene ATMND1). Lineage: Eukaryota; Viridiplantae; Streptophyta; Magnoliopsida; Malvales; Malvaceae. Gene Ontology annotation, molecular function: double-stranded DNA binding. Gene Ontology annotation, biological process: reciprocal meiotic recombination. Gene Ontology annotation, cellular component: nucleus. The record is from RefSeq and is a predicted model, not a curated record.
GCCUUAUGCGGAGCCUUAUUUCAAACACCUUUCCUUUGAUUACCGGUUUGCGUUUCGUAUUUCAGCUGAGUCUCCUUUCAGAAAAAGAUCGCCGUCGCCAUGUCAAAGAAACGAGGUCUUUCAUUGGAAGAAAAGAGGGAGAAAAUGCUCCAGAUAUUUUAUGAAUCCCAAGACUUCUUCCUUCUGAAGGAGCUUGAAAAACUGGGUCCCAAGAAAGGUGUGAUUACCCAAUCUGUCAAAGAUGUUGUCCAAAGUCUGGUGGAUGAUGACCUUGUUUCAAAGGACAAAAUUGGAACAUCCGUAUACUUUUGGAGCCUUCCUAGCUGUGCUGGAAAUCAGUUGAGGAAUGUGCGACGGAAACUGGAGUCAGAUCUCCAAAGCAGUAAGAAGAGGUUCACAGAACUUGUUGAUCAGUGUAACGAAUUAAAGAAGGGGCGCGAAGAAUCUGAUGAAAGAGAGGAGGCCUUGGCUGAAUUAAAAGCCAUUGAAUUGAAGUAUAAUGAGCUUAAGGAGGAGAUGGGACAGUAUGCGGACAAUGAUCCGGCUGCAUUUGAAGCAAUGAAGAAAGCAAUUGAAGUUGCUCAUGGAGCAGCUAAUAGAUGGACAGACAACAUCUUCACUCUGCGGCAGUGGUGCUCAAACAACUUUCCUGAAGCCAAAGAGCAGCUAGAACACAUGUACAAGGAGGUAGGAAUUACAGAUGAUUUUGAUUAUGUGGAGUUGUCACCAGCCAUUCCACUCCGUGCAGUUGGUGAUCAGAUGCUAGAAAGACAAUUCUCAAAUGGCAUCAUGUAGACCAUCUUUCUCCUAACUGGACCCCCUGUCUGCAAUAUCAUCUUUUCCCCCAACAUUAACAACUGCUGUCUUGAUCAAACCAUAAUAGUGGCCAAGAUGACAAUGGGUUCAUCUAAGGCUUAAUUGAACUAAACAUGACCCCCAAGACCUAGUUGGUCAUAAAAAUAGUGUAUGACUUGUUUAAUUCCGAGUUUGACUUGGGUAGGAACAAGAAAUUUCCUUUUCUCGUGAUUUGCUCGAUCUAGAUUCAAUUGCUUCUAAGCUUUCAGAGUGUGUUCCCUAACAAUUUGCACUUGAUUUAUA